AUGGGGUGGAAAGGAUUUUGGAGCGAAGCCUUGAGAAUAACAGUUUUUGUCAUCUAUCCCGGACUCGAGCUCUAUGCGUACUUUGUUUUUGUAGGGCUUCUAUGCUUGGAAGACACGGAAUUCGAUUCCUGGACGAUCUUUGUUCUGUUUGUUGCAUAUCACAUGAUAGUAACAUACAAGGCAACAUUCUAUAUGAAGCUAUUCAUAAAUGAAGGAGUGAGCACCCUCGAGCUAUUUCCGGACGUUCCGCAGGAGGGAUACAACCUGAAGCUAAGAGGAAUGAAUAAGUUUGUAGAAGAAGAGGUGAUGAGACAGAGCAUAGCAAAGGUUAAGUUAUGCAGCAAGUGCAAAACAUACAAGCCGCCCAGAGCCCAUCACUGCGGAACAUGCAAAAGAUGCUACCUUAAGUAUGAUCAUCACUGUGCAUUACUAAAUACUUGUAUUGGAUUCCACAACUACAAGUUCUUCUAUCAGUUCAUGGUCCUGAACCUAGUGUCAACUGUUUUUUUUCUUGUGACAAUUUCUAUUUAUAUGAUGGUAUAUAUCCCAAAGUCUACCUCCCACUGGGUGAAUUACAUAGUGGCAGCAUCAUUGAUGGGAAUUGAAUUUAUCUUCAAUCUGUCGCUCCUGAUAUUCCACACGUGGCUUAUAGGAAUGAACGAAACAACAAUAGAGCACUAUGCUCUCAACGAUUACAUCAGUGGAGACCAUUCUUUCUCCCACAUCUUUCAGGAAGGCCCGAUAACAACACUAGCAGACUCCACAGACAGAAGAGUUUUGAAUCCCUACAACCUUGGGGCAAAGCAGAACUGGAGACAGGUAUUUGGAAGUGACCCUUUGGACUGGCUUACUGCAAGUCAUUCCACAUUGGGAAAUGGAAUGACGUUUCCAAAGAAUUACGAUGAAUACGAGGAGCUGCUGUAA
This is a messenger RNA of Encephalitozoon cuniculi GB-M1, 924 nucleotides long. RefSeq names its product DHHC-type Zn finger domain-containing protein. Gene Ontology annotation, cellular component: endoplasmic reticulum; Golgi apparatus. Gene Ontology annotation, molecular function: protein-cysteine S-palmitoyltransferase activity. The record is from RefSeq and is marked provisional. The coding region runs from base 1 to 924 and encodes 307 amino acids. Gene Ontology annotation, biological process: peptidyl-L-cysteine S-palmitoylation; protein targeting to membrane. The transcript has a single exon. Lineage: Eukaryota; Fungi; Microsporidia; Unikaryonidae.